AUGAAGAUGAUGAUUAAAGAAAAAGAAGAAGAAGAUGAUGAUUCAGAAAAUGACAGAGUCUAUGUUUGGGUUCUUCAUGAAUGUUUCUUGGAGGAGGAAACCACAUGGGAAGGUUCAAAGAAACCCAUGAUAUUCUUGGUGGACAAAUUACCGAAUCAUAUAAUAUGGGAUAUCAUGAGCAGGUUGGAGAUGACAAAUGAUAGAAACGCAGCAUCACUAACAUGUAAGCUCCUCUAUCAAAUAGAUAAAAAGCAAAGAAAAUUUCUUAAGAUUGGCACUGGACUAAACCCAGCAAACGAAGCCUUGGUUUUGCUUUGUAAUAGGUUUAAGAAUCUCCAAAACAUUGAGAUUUCAUAUGAUGGUUGGAGUCCUGCAUUAGGAAAAAUGUUGGACGACGAUGGUAUCCUAUUACUAUCCAAACAUUGUCCUAAUCUGAAUGAGCUUUCAUUAAGCCAUUGCUGUUCUCUGAGUGAUUACAGUCUUAUGUCAACUGUGUCUUUCUCAAAUCUUUCCUCUUUGAAGUUGAGUUUUAUGCCGGGGAUAACGGCAACUGGGUUAAUGUAUUUAUUUGCAAGAAACAAAAACCUAAGACUUCUCCAUAUUAUCCAAUGUGGAAAUGUCACAAGCUUGGCAUUUCUUGCAAAUCAUCAAGUACUUGAAGAACUAUGGAUUAAGAACUGUGUUGGGGUUCAUGAGUAUGAAUUAUUCAGUAUGGGGCAGAUAUGGCGUAACUUAAGGCUUUUAUGGUUCGAGGCUGUUCGCAAUAUUCGAGACGACGAGAGCAUGAUUGGUUUAAUUGAGGACGGAUAUUUGCAGCAAGACUUGAUAUGUUUUGAUAGUUUGGAACAACUUUAUCUGAAGAACUGUGUUUUCAAUUCUGGAAGAGAAGGCAUGGCUUGUCUGCUAGAAAGGUCUAGGAAAUUGAAGUUUGUUGAUUUGGAUAUGUGUUUUGGGGUGAGUGAUUUUAAUCUUCACCAAUUAUCUCUACAAUCAAGUGAUCUUCGAGCAUUUAGGAUUAAGACUCGUUCAGAUAUCAUUAUCCCAUAUUCAAGUUUGAAGGAUAUAGCUACAAAUUGUUCUAAACUUGAAUGGGUAUCUCUUAGUUCUGAUUCAGAAAUGCCCUGUUUUUCACCAUACAAAUAUGAUGGAAUUAUGUCAUUGAUCGAAAAAUGUCCUCUAAGUUACCUUUCAUUGGACUUGACAUACCCUUUUAAUGAUGUUGGGAUGAAAGCUCUUUCUUCAGCUCAAUUCCUUGAAACCUUAGAAAUCAUGAGAUGUCAGCAGAUCACAGACGAGGGAAUGAAGGUUUUGAGUGGUCUCCCAAAUCUGCGUUAUUUGUUUAUAGUCAAAUGUUUGGGGAUCACCGACAACGCGUUCAAGCCGCUGUUUGAAUCUUAUAAACUCGAUGAGUUGGGUGUAUUUGAUUGUCCCAACAUAUCCCCACAAGGAGUUUGUGGAAGAGGAAUUGCAAGCUGUGUGAGGUACAGACAGGAUUUGACUUGGAUGCUUUGA
Molecule: messenger RNA, 1512 nt
Organism: Impatiens glandulifera
Lineage: Eukaryota; Viridiplantae; Streptophyta; Magnoliopsida; Ericales; Balsaminaceae
Product: F-box/LRR-repeat protein 14-like
Exons: 2
Coding region: 1-1512 (503 amino acids)
Biological process (GO): SCF-dependent proteasomal ubiquitin-dependent protein catabolic process
Cellular component (GO): SCF ubiquitin ligase complex
Molecular function (GO): protein binding
Source: RefSeq, a predicted model, not a curated record